Messenger RNA from Rana temporaria (common frog), 1612 nucleotides. Its product is annotated as chromosomal protein D1-like. NCBI's taxonomy places the organism in Eukaryota, Metazoa, Chordata, Amphibia, Anura, Ranidae. Bases 132 to 1439 code for a protein of 435 amino acids. Gene Ontology annotation, cellular component: chromatin; nucleus. Gene Ontology annotation, biological process: regulation of DNA-templated transcription. The record is from RefSeq and is a predicted model, not a curated record. The transcript is spliced from 11 exons. Gene Ontology annotation, molecular function: transcription coregulator activity; DNA binding.
UGACGUAGGAUGCACAGGAUGAGGCGGGGCUCUACCAUCAGCUUUGUGCAUCGCUCUGAGAUCCAGAGAGCCAUCCGAGCUCACACUGAGCCGUGUGUGUGUGAUUGACAGCUGAGGGAGUGUGGGUAAAUAUGAGUACGGGCAGGUCGGAUACAAGCUCCAAGCGGAAGAGGUCGACGCCACAAAAGUUCAAGAGCAGAAAGAUAUUUGCUUCUUCGAGACAUGACAUCUUAGAGCAGCCAGAGUUCUCCCGGGCCAGAGAUGGAGAGGCUCAAGAGAACCAAAUGAGCUUGUCAAAACUCCCCGUCACUUUGCAGAACAAAGAGAACAUGCCAGAGAAAUGUCCGAAUGGAUCGGUGACAUCACCCAGAGGGAGAGGACGGCCGAAAGGGAGCAAGAACAAGACCUUCCCUAGCUUACCUACUAAGGUAUAUGACGUCCGCGAGGGGAAGGCUGCUGCAUACGCAGAGAGUGACUUUACAAGCGAUUCUCUAAACAUUGUGGUCAUACCGCACAGAGGUAGAGGGAGACCUAGGGGAAGCACAAAGGUGAAACCGGACGGUGAAGAAGGUGCAAAGAGAUCCAGAGGGAGGCCGAAGGGAAGUAAAAAUAAGAAGCCAUCAAAGGCCACUCUAAUGAAAAUGAUUGCAUCAGGAGGCAAAAUAGGAAGGGGUAGACCUCGAAAAACCUCAUAUACCAAUGAUAUGAAUGAAGGCCUGACCCCGAAACGUGGAAGAGGCAGGCCAAAGGGGAGUUUGAACAAAACUAUAACUUCGAAAAGGGUAGCUCCUUUGUCAGGGACCCUUGGGUUAAAAAAGAGAGGACGCCCAAAGAAGAUGAUUAUAUUGCACCACUCUGGUAUAUUGUCUCUAACUCCAAAAAGACCAAGAGGGAGACCGAGGAAGAAGGGGAGCUUUUCAGAAACUCCAAGUCAGGAUAAUCAGGAUGAUCAGUCCGCACUUAUGUCAGGGACCUUUGAAGUUAAAAAGAGAGGACGCCCAAAGAAGAAUAAAUUGCACAAAUCUACUUUAAUAAUGUCUUUAACUCCAAAAAGACCAAGAGGUAGACCAAGGAAGAAGGGGAGCUUUUCAGAAGUACCAAGUCCAGAUCAAGAGUUGGCUCCUGUGUCAGGGUCCUUCGAGGUUAGAAAGAGAGGUCGCCCAAAGAAGAUUUCAUUGCACCACCCUACUAUUGUACUGUCCUUCGGCCCAAAAAGACCAAGAGGGAGACCGAAGAAGGGGAUCUUUUCAGAAGUGCCAAGUCAGGAUCAAGAUCAGGAUCACGAUCAAGAUCAAGACCGGGAUCAGGAUCACGAGGUGAAAAGUUCGGAAUCAAACACAGAGGAUGAAGAUGAUAUUGACAGCGAGGAAGGCAAUGAAAAUGACAAUGACCAUGGCAAUGAUCAUGACGACGAGGAGGAGGAGGAUGAGGAUAAAUAAGUUCACAAACUUGGCAGAGAACUGGAAUCCCUCUGAUGACCAGCCCACAGCAACGUGAAUUUAGAGCUGAAACAACUUGUCCAAAGAGACAACUUUUUGUAUUAGCGGGGCAGUGUAAAAUGAUGUACAUUUCCAUGUGUAGUGACGUUUUUAAAGUUGUGCGAUUUCCAGUU